Messenger RNA from Hymenoscyphus albidus, 1771 nucleotides. NCBI's taxonomy places the organism in Eukaryota, Fungi, Ascomycota, Leotiomycetes, Helotiales, Helotiaceae. The record is from the annotation of a GenBank genome assembly.
CUUUGGACGGCACCUCAGGACCCUGACUUCAUAUCACAUAUCCAUCAAUUGUCUUUCCUCAGAUAAAAAUCUGAUAUAUUCACCGGGGUCCUUGUGGAAUCACCUUUAUGCCAUCUUUCUGACCUUGAAACCUUCACCUUUGAUCUAAUCGCAGCCUCGCCUGUGCUAUCACCUACCUACCUACCACCCGUUCCUCAAUCGGGACUUGCGCCUCACCAUCUCAACCUCUCCAUACACACAAGCGCGCAACAAUCAUCUUCACAUAGAAGCCUGCAGCGCCGACAGCUUCUUCUCCUUGCUCGCGGCACCUACUCCGGGGUACUGCUUUGCGGUAUCGCUACCUCAAUUGUCACUGUCCCUCGACCGCGCAUCUAUUCCGUCAGUAUGGCGCACGACAUGGAUAUUGAUAUGGAUCUCGACAUCGGGGUAUCUGCCGACGACUUUGCAGUUCCUGAAGUUGACGAUAUUCAAAUCGAUGUAAGAGUCUACAAUGCUUCCGGGGGUUUUUUCACCUUUUGACUAAUUCGCGCAUUGUUAGUCCAACAGCCAGAGUGAAACCCCAAUUCUCAAUGCACCGGAUACCCAGACCGAUCCUGCAUCCCUCGAGCUUGUACCGAACAAAGUCCACAUUCGAGGACUUGAUAACCUGAACACCGGCCAUGUGCGAGCUUUUGCGGCAGAACAUUACACAGGAAGUAAGCCGGAACAUGUGGAAUGGAUUGAUGAUAGCUCCGCAAAUUUGGUUUACGAAAGCGAGGGGGUUGCCCUUGAAGCUCUGAAAGCAUUCAUUGAAGUCGACGUCACCGAUGUCAUUCUCAUCCCACUUUUACAGUCAGUUGCCGCAAAGCGACUUUCUACUCAACCACAAGCAAGUCUGGAAGUUCGACGUGCCGUUGUCGGAGACCGUAAACAACCCCGGGCUCGUGAGCGUAGCAGAUUCUAUCUUUUCAACCCCGAAUACGACCCAGCAGAACGCCGAAAGAGAGGAGGGAACGGUGGGAAAAUAUACAGAGACCGUGAGGAUAGAGGAUAUCAAAGUCAGCGUUAUGAUGAUCGUGAGCAACGGAAUCGUGUACGCGGGGACGAAGAGGCAGGAUUUGAUGCUAGUUUGUAUGACGAUGAUGACGCCGCUUUGGCAAGAAGAGCCGCGAGAAGAAGGGAAUACUCUAUUUCUUCAAGCGAUUCUCAAGAACGCCGUGUACGAUCCCGUGGAGCUGCUGGCAAGGAAUUAUUCCCAAGCGACGAAGGCAGGAACAAUGGUCGAUUGAGAGACCGGAGUGCCUCACCACUUCGUGACGACAGCAGAGAUAGGAGAGACGACAGAGACCGGUACAUCAGGAAACCACGUGCUGCAGCCGAAAACAGACUGAAGGCGGAGGUAAUCAAGGCAAAAUUGAGAGAAGCUGCUCCUACAAAAGAACUCUUCCCUCAAAAAGUCAAUGCCAGUCAUCGCCGGUCUAGCGCGUUUGAUGCUGCUGACGAAACGGCCGACCUUUUCGCAAGUAAAAUGGCUGUUCCGCUUGUUGAUGGACCAUCUGAUGAACGCCUCAACUCCACAUCAAGCACCUGGGACAAUAUCACCGGCUUCAGCAUCCGUGGGGCAUCCAAGGCUCCUGCGGUUCCAGGAUUUAGCAUCAAGGGUGCGGCGGGUGGCCAAGUUAAGGAGCUGUUUCCGGCCCAUUUUGGUGACAAUACAGGAAAGGAGCUGUUCUCGGGAGGCUUAGAAGGAAGAGGACGAAGAAGACAGAAGGCCGAAGAUUUGUUCUAUUAA